Selaginella moellendorffii is the source of this 2820-nucleotide messenger RNA. Its product is annotated as nitrate regulatory gene2 protein. Bases 561 to 2732 code for a protein of 723 amino acids. The transcript is spliced from 4 exons. NCBI's taxonomy places the organism in Eukaryota, Viridiplantae, Streptophyta, Lycopodiopsida, Selaginellales, Selaginellaceae. The record is from RefSeq and is a predicted model, not a curated record.
GAAAAAAGGAAGGUCUUCUUUCUUCUCUUUUAUUUCCUUCUCCCCUUUAAUGUGUCACAGAAGACCAAGGAUUCUUCCAAGGGGAAGUUGCGCCAAGAACCAAAGGUAGAUUAUUCCGUGCUAGAUUCUCUCUUCCUCUUCAUUCCCAACUUGUUUGAAAGCCUGUUUGAUCGAUUCGACUUGAUUCCUCCAUAUCCUGGGCGAAAGUGGUGUUCGUGGUGGUGUUAGUUUGGGAUCGUUUUGGUCGGUUUGGCUUGUUUGUUUUUGUUUUCUCGCUCGUACUGGUCUUCCUGGAUUGGGGAGAAGUCCUUCGUGCUUAUCCACGCGGGGAGAGAGUGAGAGGGCUUUAAGCUUUUGGCUAUGGUGACAACGAUGGUGGAGAUUCCAUCUCCUUACACUGGGGGCGAGUGGUGGGCUCGCUGUCGAGCAUUAGAACUAUCGGCAGAAUCGAGGAUCAAACUGGAGUUCUUCUAAAAGGGCUCUGGAGCAUCCUCUAGAACAGGUCUUGGAUCGCUCCAGACGUUACUACACAGAGGGCUUUGAGAGGGAGAUCAUCGCAAAUGGGGUGCUGCGUGAGCUCCAAGAUCCAGAACGAAGACGUUGUUGGGCAGUGCGAGGCACGCAAGUCCUUCGUCAAGCAAGCGGUGGUAGCUCGCACGGCGCUCGCCUGCUCCCACGCCCGCUAUGUCCAGGCGCUCGCCGCCAUGUCCCUGGCCUUCAAGCAAUUCUCGGAUAGCGAGCUGGGAUUUAGAUCCAGCGAUCGCGAGGCCCCGAUUCCACUGCCGACAGCCAAGAGCACCGCCCACAAGGAAGAGGAUCCAGAGGAAGAGCAGGAGGAAUCCCCUGUUUCGAUCUCCCUCUCUCCCUCUUCCUCGGAGGAAAUCGAGGAGAGGAGCUCGAGAAUCAAAGCCAUGAUGCUGAGGAACACACCCACAGAGGCCGUCACAGUGGUGCUAUCCCCGCCCAGAAGGAGGAACUUCACGAGCGAGAACGAUUACUUCGCCCAAUUCGGGGAGGAAGAACGUGGCGGCGGCGCCACCGAGGAAGAGCGCCGCCGCCGCCAGCGCACCUCGCCACCUCCGCCAGCGGCGCCGUCCAGCUGGGAGUACUUCAACAUAUUCCAUCCCGAGGCGCCGCUUAAUAGGCGGUUUAGGGACAUUCCGUCGGACGAUGAGGAUAUUCCGGCGCUCGAGUCCAGUAACGAUGAAGUGGUGAAGCUGAAGAGCGUUAGGGCUGGAGGAGAGGAGGAGGAGAAGAAUGCCGCUGGCGCUCCCGCGGCGCCCAGGAUCGAGGAGAUUUUCGAGCCGGAGGAUGAUGACGCGUCGACCAGUGGUUCCUCCAGCGAUGGCGCCAGCAGCAGCAGCGGCGCCGGCGGUGAUGGCGGUGCCGGCGACGGGGAAGUGCAAGAGAAAGAGAAUGCGGCCGCGGGAGAAUCAAUUGAAUCGACCGAGAAGAGUGAGACGCCAGCUCCAGUGGAGCUUGUGGAUGUGCUCCGGGAGCUGGAAGAACAGUUUCUCCGGGCUUCCGAGGCUGGAAAGCCAGUGGUGAGAAUGCUGGAGGCGGGCAAAGUCCAGCUCGAGAAAGGCUUCUCGGAUCAUUCUUCCCGGUUGCUGAGCGCUCUUUCGCUCGGGCAUUGGUCGCCGAGAUCUCUGAGCUCGCCCAGUGGAUUUGACAUUGAGGCUGGUGGCAUGUCCGGGAGUCACGCUGGAACUUUGGAUCGACUUUACGCAUGGGAGAAGAAAUUGUAUGAAGAGGUCAAGGCCUGGGAGACUGUCAAUACGGAGCUGGAACGAAAGCGCAGGCUUCUUCGCAACUUGGACGCUAGAGGGGCGAAGCCCGACGUCAUAGACAAGACGAGAGCGAGUAUGAAGGCCUUGGAGACUGAGAUAACUGUGGCGGUCCACGCGAUGGAAGCUUCGUCGGCCAAUAUCCAGAAGAUCACGGACGAAGAAAUGCUUCCGCAACUUUUGGAGCUCUUGGAAGGGCUUGCCGUCAUGUGGAAGAACAUGCACGAGUGUCACCAGCAGCAACUUCGCGUUGUCAUGCACCUCAAACUCCCGCGGGAGUCGUCCCUGGAAGCGAUCAGCGUGUCUCACCGGAACACCACCGCGCAGCUGGAGCUGGCGCUCACGGCCUGGCAGACGGGCCUGGGCAGCUUCAUCGCCACGCAAAAGGACUACGUGCGGAGCCUCAGCGGCUGGAUCAAGUCGAGCCUGCCGCCGGACUCAAAUCCGAAGAAGUCCGGGAAGAAGGCGGCGGUGGUGCCAAAGAUCCGACACAUGAGCGAUAAGUGGGCCGAGGCGCUGGAGAAGCUGCCGCUCCAGGCGGUGAGCAGCAGGAUGAAGCAGCUGUCGGAGACGCUGCGCGAGAUUGGGACGAAGCAGGCGGAGGAGAUCCGACUCCAGCGCCGGACCGAGGCGCUGUCCAAGGAGCUCAGCAAGAAGAUGAUAUCGCUCAAGAGCUUGGAGAAGAAGCAGCAGAUGGAUGGCAGCGUGGGGAAGAAGAAGAGCUCGGUGGACAAGCUCGGGGAGAGAGUGGAGAUUGAGAAGCAGCGGUUCCGGGGAGCGAUCCAGGACACGAGGUCGUUCACGCUGUGUGGACUCCAAAGCAGUCUCCCUCCUCUCUUCCAGGAGCUCCAGAGUUUCACGGAGAAGUGCAUGGAAAUCCACACGGCCCUCUAUGAGGAGGUUAACUCUUACACGGCUGGAGUCACUGUGGAUCACUCCCGGUAGACUAACGAAGAAACACCAUUUGUGUAGCUUAAACCAACACAGCAAAAAAUUGUAAACGUUAAGCUAUCUUUUUUUCUUCGAUGUGCAA